AUGAUUGUCUUUAUACAAAGGCAUGUAAAGAAACAUACGAAGAUUUCUCAGACUAGGCAAAAUGGCAGAGGAUUUCCCAAGGAAGAAAACCAUGAAUUAGGCCGCGCCCGGUCUCUCUACAAUUCUUCGAAUACGCUUCCGGUCCCUAUCAGCCAAUUUGCUAGUAUCCUUGCAGCCCUAUCCUUCCUCAAGGCCCCAGCGGAAAGUGAAGCAACCCUCAACGCGGCAAGCUUCUUCUCGGGCUCCUCCUCAAAUCAAACUUCUUACUCAAUGCACGCGCCUCUAGCAUUGGAAGCUCUUUCUCUGCUUAGCGCCCUGUCCUCCUUCUGUCACUUAAGGGCGUACUAUACUAAACUAAGAUAUAGACUGCGGCACCCUUGA
Molecule: messenger RNA, 381 nt
Organism: Zea mays
Lineage: Eukaryota; Viridiplantae; Streptophyta; Magnoliopsida; Poales; Poaceae
Source: the annotation of a RefSeq genome assembly